AUGCCCUGGACGCUGGUCUGCACAGCCGACAACACCUUUGAUCGCAUCCACACGCUGCAGAGGCGGGUCGCGCGUGUCGAGACGAUUGUCGUUGCCGGGGGCGGCUUGACUGGAGCCGAGACAGCAGGCGAGAUUAGCUAUCAGUAUGGCAGGAAGGGCAAGAAGGAGGUUUACUUUAUUUACAACAAUGAGCUGCCGUUCUCGCCGGCCGUCAUGGAGAGUGCUUACCUGCCGACUACUGGCAUGACGCCCAAUACUUUAUUUGUGCCGAAGGGCAUGCUCGAUAAGAACGGAUAUAUCGGGCAGAUGUCCUUCCUUCGGGCAGACGGCUACAAGAACAUUUUUGCUGUUGGCGAUGCGAAAAAUCUCGAGGAUAAUAGAACUCUCGCGGCUGAUGCCCAGGCGGGGCAUCUCACCAAGGUCCUUCGGGCAUACUUUAAGGGCGGGAGCUUGCCCGAGUACAAAGUCAACAGCAAGACCAUGUAUGGCAUUCCGCUCGGCAAGAGCAAGGCAACCGGCCAGAUGGGUAACAUGAAGGUCUUUAGCUGGCUCAUCUGGUGGUUCAAGGGCCGGUUUCUGGGCACGGACAAGACCCCUGGUAUUAACGCGGCCGGAAAGACGACCAUGUCGGCAACGUUUGAGAAGUAG
Molecule: messenger RNA, 648 nt
Organism: Metarhizium robertsii ARSEF 23
Lineage: Eukaryota; Fungi; Ascomycota; Sordariomycetes; Hypocreales; Clavicipitaceae
Product: Ubiquitin
Exons: 2
Coding region: 1-648 (215 amino acids)
Cellular component (GO): cytoplasm
Molecular function (GO): electron-transferring-flavoprotein dehydrogenase activity; flavin adenine dinucleotide binding
Source: RefSeq, a predicted model, not a curated record